Molecule: messenger RNA, 1364 nt
Organism: Fukomys damarensis (Damara mole-rat)
Lineage: Eukaryota; Metazoa; Chordata; Mammalia; Rodentia; Bathyergidae
Gene: Pts
Product: 6-pyruvoyltetrahydropterin synthase
Exons: 7
Coding region: 687-1025 (112 amino acids)
Biological process (GO): tetrahydrobiopterin biosynthetic process
Cellular component (GO): mitochondrion
Molecular function (GO): 6-pyruvoyltetrahydropterin synthase activity
Source: RefSeq, a predicted model, not a curated record
AACCGGCGAGGCCGGGCGACCCGAAAGCCGUGGCUGAGAGAAGCGUCCGAGCCGGGGAAGCAGUGCGGCGUGUUGGUUAGCGCGGCCAGAUGCGUAGGGGUCGGCCCUGGGUUAAAACCCACAGCCUCCGCUUCCUAGCUCUCGUCACACAGUCCCUAAGUUUACUUCCUGUGAAGUUCAACAGAAUUAACUUUGCCUAACCAAACAGUAAUUGUUAGCUGAGACUUUUUAUGCCAGAAGCAUGAGCUACUGUAUGUAAUAUAAUUACAGCAGGGAAGGGCAACUUUUAUCCCCCCUUUAAGCAGUGACGAAAUGAGCCUCUAUGGUCAGAUUCCUAAGCAAGCAGCACAGUUGGAUUCGACCCACUACCCCUCAGAUGGGUGGCUGAAAUGAGUUGAUUUUGAGGAGUUUCACUGCUUAUUGGCAAGCGCCACUCUCGGAACCUGUUUUCCUUCUCUGUAAAAUGAGGAAAAUAAUUUCUAUCAGGAUUCAUCCAUUCAUUACUGGAAAAGGGUUUAUUUUGUGCUUUAAACCCUUAUGUUAGGCGACGGGGUUUCGGCAGGGACCAACACACACGUGUCACUGUCCCUAUCUGGAAUUUACAAUGUGUUCAAUUUUGUGGAGAGUCCGCAAAUCUCUGAGUAAUGAGGAAAACCUGAAACUCUUUGGGAAAUGUAACAAUCCAAAUGGCCAUGGGCACAAUUAUAAAGACGCUGAGCAGCAGCUUGAUCCUCCCUGUGUAUCAACAUUUUGUGGUGACAGUACAUGGAGAGAUUGAUCCGGUUACAGGAAUGGUUAUGAAUUUGACUGACCUAAAAAAAUACAUGGAGGAGGCAAUUAUAAAGCCCCUAGAUCACAAGAACUUGGAUCUGGAUGUGCCAUACUUUGCAGAUGUUGUAAGCACGACAGAAAAUGUAGCUGUAUAUAUUUGGGAGAACCUCCAGAAAUUUCUUCCUGUCAGAGUUCUUUAUAAAGUAAAAGUAUAUGAAACUGACAAUAAUAUUGUAAUCUAUAAAGGAGAAUAGUUCUUAAUGAAUAACACUGUAAAAAGACUAGUUUCUUUCCAUAUCUGAAAAAGAUCUUGGUCCUUGUAUAAUGUGAAGCAGUCACUACAUAAUUUGUGUAUCUGUAUGUUGUGUUGUAGAGUGCCUGAUUUAUUGAAAUCAUUGUAAGGUCUGUUAUAAAUUUGUCUGUUUUAAAAUAAAAUAUAUUGUGAAUAUCUUUUUUUCUUUUUAUGGUUCUUGACAUCAAAUGCAGCCCCCCCCACACUUUGCCACUAAGUGCACAUAUGCAUAAAUGAAUAUGCCAGACCCUCUGACUGUCAUUUGGAGUAUCUUUUAUCUAUAGAUUUGGUUUGUUUGUUU